This is a messenger RNA of Schistocerca americana (American grasshopper), 491 nucleotides long. Its product is annotated as ejaculatory bulb-specific protein 3-like. NCBI's taxonomy places the organism in Eukaryota, Metazoa, Arthropoda, Insecta, Orthoptera, Acrididae. The coding region runs from base 25 to 408 and encodes 127 amino acids. The record is from RefSeq and is a predicted model, not a curated record. The transcript has 2 exons.
CGUCCACCUGCAGAGGUACUCGCCAUGGCUCGUCCGCACUUGCUGGUAUUGCUGGCAGCAGUGGCGAUGGUCGCCGCUCAGAACCCGUUGUCGCAGAUCCACGUGGACAUGGACGCGCUGCUCGCAGACCCGGCCAAGGUGGACGCCGCCGUGCAGUGCUUCGUUCAGGACGGCGACGACUCCUGCGAACCGCUUGCGAAAAUCAUCAAAAGCCUGAUCUCAGAGAUGGUGAAGACCAACUGCGCCGAAUGCUCUGAACCACAGAAAGAUGAUGUUGCGAAAUUCCUGUCGUACGUGUCUAAGAAUAAGCCAGACGAUAUGAAGAAGCUGCUCACCAAGUAUGACCCUAGUGGAGAAGCUGUGGCCAAGUACGGAGACAACUGGAGAGCCAGAGGAGUUAACUUGUGAACAUACACUCACUCACCAAAUAAUGAUUAAUAUGUAAACUGUAGCUGUAAAGUAUCUAAUAAAUAAAACAAAUGCCCAUCAAA